Messenger RNA from Peronospora belbahrii, 1815 nucleotides. NCBI's taxonomy places the organism in Eukaryota, Oomycota, Peronosporomycetes, Peronosporales, Peronosporaceae. The record is from the annotation of a GenBank genome assembly.
AUGGAAAUAAAGACGCCGUCAAAUAAAAUUUACUCGGACCAAAUCAACCUUACAACUUGGCACUCUCCACGUUCAUCUCGUGGUACCAACUCGAGUGGUACACUUUUGAACAAAGGUCGUUACAAAAAAAAGCCCUUGGAAUCAGACAUUGACUCGAAUUCAUACAGGGCUAGGAAGAUGUUGAAGUUGACACGGAUCAAGUCCGUCGUGACGAAAAGUACAGUGCAAACUACAUCCUUGCCAUAUGGAGCUGUGUUUUAUCCGACAUUGGAGCAGUUUGCUGAUCCCAUCAAGUACAUUGCAAGUAUUGAGCAGGAAGCAGCACGUACGGGUAUUUGUAAAAUUGUUCCUCCACGAGGGUGGAACCCUCCUUUUGCAAUUGAUUUGGACAACAGUCGCGCCGAAUUUGACACGAAACAGCAGAAUCUUCACCAGCUACAGAAAGGACAUGCUUACGGUUACGGCAGGAGGCACACGUUCAAGUCGUUUCGUGCAAAUGCGGAUGCUUUUCGCGACCAUUGGUUUAGCUCAAGAGGACUAGAUCUGGAUACGAUUUCAUCGGAUGAGAUUGAGCUGGAAUACUGGCGAAUUGUUCAGACGGGAAAGCCCAAGGUCAAAGUGGAAUAUGCCAAUGACCUUGACAUUGCGCAGGUCGGCAGUGGCUUUUUGCGCUUGGUGAAGCGGUUUGCGUUGCAAGCUACAAAAGGAAAAGAAAUGAUCGACUUUACAAAUCCAGAGUACUAUCGAAAUACGGGAUGGAACUUGAACAACCUUCCGGAUGCCUAUGGCUCUCUGCUUCGGCAUUUGGGUGCUGCAAUUAAUGGCAUUAACGUACCGUGGUUGUACUGCGGUAUGUUGUUUGCGUCGUUCUGCUGGCAUGCUGAAGAUAACUACAUGUCCAGUAUCAACUACCACCACCUUGGCGCUAAGAAACGGUGGUACGGAAUUCCGUGCUCAGAUGCUGAGAAGUUUGAGGUAGCGAUGAGGACGCAAGUGCCCGAGCGUUUUCGAGAGAACCCAGACUUACUCUUACACCUAACAACCAUGGUACCUCCAUCCGUAUUGAAAGAUCGAGGUGUGAGCAUAUUCACACAUGUGCAAGAACCUGGUGAUAUCAUUUUGACAUUUCCAAAGGCAUAUCAUAGUGGUUUUAGCGAAGGCUUCAAUUGCACCGAGGCUGUAAACUUUGUUCUUCCAAACUGGAUCGAUUUUGGAAGAGAGUGCGCUGAGAUGUACCGCAGUUACGGACGAAUGUCGAUAUUUUCGCACGAUCGCUUCGUGUUUCACUUUGGAUCAACCCAAAAUCUGAAUGAAUAUUCAGUUGCAGACUGCGAGAUUCUGCUGAAAGAGUUGAGACGCUUUUUCCACGAAGAGCGAAACUACCAGAAAGCUUUUUUUGCAGAGGGUUUAGAGAAUGUGGAGGAAAUAAGUGGGGAUGUUAUGCUGGACGAGCGGUCAAUGGAGGUUGAUGACGUACGGCAGUGCUACUUAUGCAAGCAUAACGUUUUCUUUUCAGGCGUUAUUUGCACAUGUAAUCCUGGUCGAUUGUCUUGCCUGCGGCAUACUAAGAAAAUGUGUGGCUGCUCGAUUCGGAAUCACACGUUGUUGCAGUGGGUAAGCACCACUGAACUACGAUACGCCAUUCGACGCGUGCAGACAAAGAUGCGCGCUUUAAAAGCUCUAGGUAGCGAAGCAGCUGUGACUCAACCGCAAUUAUGUCACCUUGUUAGAGGCGAUGUUAGUAAAGCUGCGUCGGGUAGUAGCGGUGGACCUGAACCGUUGAGGGACGAUCACUUCAGUAUCAAACAAAACUGA